AUGGCACAAAUACCCCAUCAAAAUGAUGGUAAAAAUGAUGCCCUAACCAAAACCACAACUGAGGUAUUACCCACCGACAAUCGAAUCCACCUCCUCCUCGCUGCAACCGGGUCCGUCGCGACGAUCAAAAUAUCAAACAUCAUCAGCGCUCUCGCACCACAUGCCCACAGACUUUCAAUCAGAGUAAUCCUCACCACCAAAGCCCAACAAUUUCUAGCCGGCCAGUCUGCCGAGCAACCCACCGUCGCCUCCCUCAACUCCCUUCCCGGUGUGGAAGCCGUCUACGACGAUGACGCAGAAUGGGGCCCAGAGCCGUGGCGCCGCGGCGUCGACAUCUUACACAUAUCUCUCCGGCGCUGGGCCGACAUCCUCGUCAUUGCUCCUCUUUCCGCAAACACCCUCGCCAAGCUCGCCAAUGGGCUGAGCGAUAACCUGUUGACCUCUGUAUGUCGGGCGUGGGAUACAGAUGCCCAGGUUGAUGGGAAACGCAAACGCAUUGUCGUCGCGCCUGCUAUGAACACGGCUAUGUGGCGGCAUCCUGUCACGGCGCAGCAAAUCCGCGUGCUGGAGGAGGAUUGGGGCGUCAAGAGGGAUGAGGAGACGGGCGAGGAGAGUGGCUGGUUUGAGGUUUUGCAGCCGCAGGCAUCGAAAGUGUUGGCGUGUGGGGAUGUCGGAAGUGGUGCUAUGCUGGAAUGGACACAGAUUGUCAAGGUUAUUGAAGACAGGUUAGGCCUGACUGCCCAUGAUCCAGGUCAGAGCAGCUAA
Penicillium bovifimosum is the source of this 765-nucleotide messenger RNA. RefSeq names its product Flavoprotein. The record is from RefSeq and is a predicted model, not a curated record. Gene Ontology annotation, biological process: coenzyme A biosynthetic process. Gene Ontology annotation, molecular function: phosphopantothenoylcysteine decarboxylase activity; FMN binding. Lineage: Eukaryota; Fungi; Ascomycota; Eurotiomycetes; Eurotiales; Aspergillaceae. The coding region runs from base 1 to 765 and encodes 254 amino acids. Gene Ontology annotation, cellular component: phosphopantothenoylcysteine decarboxylase complex. The transcript has a single exon.